AAGUUUUCUGGGUAGGGCAGUCGACUUGACUGUACUGCUUGUUGAUUUGUUGUACAAUAUCACUCGCACGUCAGAGAUGCCCACCAAAUUGGGACCGAGGUCAGAGUUCACCGCCGCUACCGGCCUCAAGCUUCCGGUUAUAGGACUCGGAACUGCUCUUAACAAGGAUGAAGCCGUUCUCAGAAAAACGUUGAACGCCGCCUUGGAGAUCGGCUACCCUCUCUUGGAUACGGCCUCCAUGUACGAUAAUGAGGAGAUCAUCGGAAAAGUGCUAAAGGAGUGGAUGGAUAAUGGUAAACUGAGACGACGGGACAUCUUCAUCACAACCAAGCUACCACCGCAAGGUAAUAAGCCUGAGUGUGUGAGACAGUAUUUAGAGAAACAGUUGAAGGCUCUGCAACUUGACUACGUGGACCUGUACUUGAUACAUCAUCCGGUGGGGUUUAAGCCGGAUACUACCUUCAUGUCGGGAAUUGAUGGCCUUAAAGCUCUAGACGUGUCUACAGAUUUGGUUGCGUUAUGGAAGGAAAUGGAGAACAUGGUGGAUGCUGGACUGACAAAGUACAUCGGACUAUCCAACUUCAAUGUGAAGCAGAUCGACAAAAUCGUGCAGAAUGCUCGCAUCAAGCCCUCCAACCUCCAGAUAGAGCUUUACAUUUACCAACAAGCCAAAGAACAACAGGAGUACUGUAAGAAGAAUGGCAUCACCAUCACCUCGUAUUCUACUUUGGGCUCAAUGGGCGUAUUUGAUGCGGGAAUCCCAAGAGACAUGUUUCAGGGAAUCUGGGAAAAUCCACUGACGGACACUGACGUGCUAGCUCUAGCAAAGAUUCACAAGAAGACACCUGCCCAGGUACUGUUACGUCACAUGUUACAGUUGGGCAUCGCAAUUAUACCGAAGAGUUCCAACCCAGAGAGGCUGAAAGAGAAUUUUAACAUCUUCGACUUCCAGCUCAGUAAGCCUGAGAUGCUGAGGCUUGGAGUUCUGGAUCGAGGAGAGGAAGGAAGAAGGUUCGUGGUGGAGUCAAUCAGCGAACACCCUGAGUAUCCUUACCAGAAGAAAUCCUAACCUUCACAAGAACAAUGUAAAAAUUAAGAUAUAGUAAAUCAUACAAGCAUU
Messenger RNA from Homalodisca vitripennis (glassy-winged sharpshooter), 1120 nucleotides. Its product is annotated as prostaglandin F synthase 2-like. NCBI's taxonomy places the organism in Eukaryota, Metazoa, Arthropoda, Insecta, Hemiptera, Cicadellidae. Gene Ontology annotation, molecular function: aldose reductase (NADPH) activity. The coding region runs from base 77 to 1069 and encodes 330 amino acids. Gene Ontology annotation, cellular component: cytosol. The record is from RefSeq and is a predicted model, not a curated record. The transcript has 7 exons.